UGGCAACUUUGGGUUGGGUUUCUGCAUUAGAAAAAUAACAUACAUCGGAAACAAAACAAAGUCCGAGGCUGAAUGUUUGCAUAAAUACACAUUCAAAUCAUCCGGAGUCCGGCAGCGGAAUCGGAAUAGGAAUUCAGUAGUCACCGGAGUAUUGCGGAGUUCCGUUGGAGCAGCCCAUCCUGCCCCACCAGCCGGAGCAAAGCAACAAAAACAAAGGAGAGAGGAAUUUGCGUUUUAGUGGUUUUUCCGUCGCAACUGACGCCAAUCCUACGCCGUAAAACCAAAAUGGUCGAGCCUAUUUUCGAGUAUCAAUUCCGGUUGAUCCUCAUCGGGGACAGCACCGUGGGAAAGAGUUCGCUCCUGAAAUUCUUCACAGACGGCAAGUUCGCCGAGCUGUCUGACCCCACGGUCGGUGUGGACUUCUUCGCCCGCCUUAUCGAAAUGAAGGACGGCACACAGAUCAAGCUCCAGCUGUGGGAUACUGCCGGACAGGAGCGCUUUAGGUCAAUAACCAAAUCUUACUACCGAAACUCUGUAGGCGUGCUCCUGGUGUACGACAUAUCCAACCACGCUAGCUUCGAGCACAUACCGCUGUGGAUGAUGGAGGCCCAGCGUCACAUCGAGCCCCACCGACCCGUUUUCGCCCUGGUGGGCUGCAAGCUGGACCUCAUCAAUGCGGGCGGGCAUCGGGAAGUGACCACGGAGGAGGCGUCCACGUUUGCCAAACAACACGGCCUGCAUUUCGUAGAGACAUCGGCCCGGAGCGGUGCCAAUGUGGAGGAGGCCUUCCGCAUGGUCACCCAGGAGGUUUAUGCCCGAAUUCGGUCGGGAGAAUACAAGGCCGAGGACGGCUGGGAUGGUAUAAAGUCGGGUUUUGCGCGGCCGAAUAGCCUGGACUUUAAUCUCAUCGUCGCCGAUCCGGAAAAGUCCUCCUGUUGUUGAUUAAUUCUCCUGAUCCCUAAACAUUGUAUCUAUGGUUUAGAUUCGUUUCGUUUUGUUCGUUCGAGUCCAUCUUUGUUGAUUCUUUUAACCUUGUUUACAAAUUAUCGUCUAGUUAAGCAGAAACACCAAAACAAGACACGUAAUAUAUACAAUCGAGUAUAUAUGUAUAUUGUAUGUACAAUUCGUUUUCCGAAUUAAGUUUAGUUUCGCUCUUAAGUUAAGGACUAAUCACGGUGACUCGAUUGAGUUCAUAUAUAUAAAUUGUAACAAUAUUUUCAAAUUAUUUCGAGAGUCACUCCGGGAGGGAAUACGUAGCCGAGUUUACGAACUCCUCACUCAUACCAUACACAACACAUAACAUUAAUAUACGAAGGAAAAACUAUACACCUACUUGAACUUGAAAUAUAAACGUUUUUAUUAAUACAUAAUAAA
Drosophila bipectinata is the source of this 1374-nucleotide messenger RNA. It is a transcript of the gene Rab39, whose product is annotated as RAS oncogene family member Rab39. Gene Ontology annotation, biological process: vesicle-mediated transport; Rab protein signal transduction. Lineage: Eukaryota; Metazoa; Arthropoda; Insecta; Diptera; Drosophilidae. Gene Ontology annotation, molecular function: GTPase activity; GTP binding. The record is from RefSeq and is a predicted model, not a curated record. Gene Ontology annotation, cellular component: Golgi apparatus.